Carassius gibelio (silver crucian carp) is the source of this 1724-nucleotide messenger RNA. RefSeq names its product leukotriene B4 receptor 1-like. The record is from RefSeq and is a predicted model, not a curated record. The transcript is spliced from 5 exons. The coding region runs from base 266 to 1285 and encodes 339 amino acids. Gene Ontology annotation, biological process: positive regulation of cytosolic calcium ion concentration; phospholipase C-activating G protein-coupled receptor signaling pathway; inflammatory response. Gene Ontology annotation, molecular function: leukotriene receptor activity; complement receptor activity. Gene Ontology annotation, cellular component: plasma membrane. Lineage: Eukaryota; Metazoa; Chordata; Actinopteri; Cypriniformes; Cyprinidae.
AGCUGGAUAUUUAUAAGUGUGCUUGAUUGUUAUAGUAUAUCAAAUUUAGAUUUUAUGUGAGAUCACAGACAAAAACAAGAACUUACGGAAUUUUGAAGAAACUAUUUUAAAGUUUAUCUGAGGCAGUGGAAAGAAAAAGAGAGACCAACUUGAAGACCACACAACCUAACCAGCUCCAUCUGGUCACUUCAGGGGCAACACAGUUGAGCCAUUCGGAUCUAAUCAAGUGUACUGGCAGGUGCACCUUUCUGACGCCUUCCUGAUAAUGGAAUCAGAUAAUGGGACCAGCUCUGUGGAGAGCAUGACAAACAGUUACACCAUUUUGAAGACCAACAUCUUUGUUACCUUUGGGGCCCUCAUCCUUGGCAUCGUCUUCCUCCUGGGUGUUCCUGGCAACCUCUUCAUUAUUUGGAGCAUCCUGGCACGUGCCCGCAAACGCUCCGUCACUACCCUGCUCAUCCUCAACCUGGCUUGUGCAAACGGUUGUCUAAUGUGUCUGACUGUUUUCUUUAUAAUAUACCUAGCCAAGCAGAACUGGAUAUUUGGAACGGUCAUGUGCAAGCUGCUUUUUUACUUCUGCAAUACAAACAUGUAUGCUUCUAUUAUGAUCAUUACGCUGAUGAGACUACACAGACUAGUGGCAGUGAUGUGGCCCACAUACUUGACUGCCUGCACUCGUAGAGGAACAGUAUUACUUGUGCUCGGGGGCCUGUGGAUUGUCGUAUCUCUUUUGGCACUUCCUGAAUUAAUAUUCAGACGAACAGAGAAUUACAAUAAGGAACGCAUUUUGUGUACAACUCAUCACAAGUAUCCAAAGCAUGCAGUGUUUCAAUACACAUUUGAAACAGUGGUGGGCUUCCUGGUGCCAUAUGUGAUCAUAGUCAGCAGUUAUGUGUGUAUCCUUCGCCGCCUCAGACGGACUAUGAUCAAGAGGAUACGGAGAGAGAACCUUAUUCAAGCCAUUAUUGUGACGUUCUGCAUUUUUUGGCUUCCUUACCACUGUGUUAAUAUGGUGCAAGUGGCAGCAGCUGUUACAUCAGAUGGAUUGCUCAAAAUGAAACUGGAUUCCAUCUGGAAGAGCAGCAGUGUUUUUACAUUCGCUCUGGCUUUUAUAAGUAGUUGUGCUAAUCCUUUUCUCUGUGCAUUUGCUGGACGCUCCUAUAUCAAAACUGAUGGCCUGGCAUUCAUGACCAGAUUCUUUGAGGGCACGGUCCAGGAGGGCACAGAGAAGCCAUCAGAACAGAGGUCAUCAGGCUCUAAACCUCACUGGAGCACAGACACAUAAAAAUUAAUCUUGAAGAAUUAAGAUACUUCUGCAUCAGCUUUUAUUGACUGACUGAUACUAUAUGGAACACACAACAGGUCAAACAUUUAAUCUAGAUAGAGAGCAGCCUAAAGACCUGGUGCUUUUAAAUUUCAUUUGACUUCAUUAUAAAUUAGCUAUAUGCAGCUUUCAUUCAUUUUUUUUAUCAGCCUUCCAGGUUUACGAACUGCUGAUUGCAUGGCUAUGACGUAUUCAUUGGAAUAAAUCCAUACUUGCAUUGUGUAUAUAUAAAAUUUUGCAUUGCCUCUUGUAAUUUAACACAAAGAUUGCAUGAAUACUUAACACACCAGUGUAUACAUUUACAGGACUGGAAUUAGUCAGUAGCAAAAGAUCACAGGUAUUUUAGAGUUCACUUUAGAAUAUACAACCUAAUGCAGGAAUCAAACCUUUAUGGGCUUUU